UCCAUCAACCAAACGUGCAAAUUAUUAAUUGUAGUUUCCACAUUGUUUCUGUUUGUUUUGAGCAAAAUGGCUUCUACCCCAUCUUUCAAACGCUCAGACACAAUUGCAGAUAGCAUGCCCGAUGCCUUAAAGCAGAGUCGCUAUCAUAUGAAGAAAUGUUUUGCCAGGUUGGUAGCAAGUGGAAAGAGGUUGUUGAAGCGUCAGCAUUUGAUGGAAGAAGUAGAGAAAACAAUUGAAGACAAGGUGGAAAGAAGCGAAGUGUUGGAGGGAUUAAUUGGUUUUAUCUUAAUAUCCACUGAGGAGGCUGCCGUGGUUUCACCCUAUGUUGGAUUUGCUGUAAGACCUAAUCCUGGGUUUUGGGAGUUUGUUAAGGUGGACGCUGAAUCUCUCGAGGUUGAAGCCAUCACUGUCUCUGAAUACCUCAACUUCAAAGAAACAAUCUUUGACGAGACCUGGGCAAGAGAUGAGAAUGCUUUGGAGAUAGAUUUUGGAGCGGUAGAAUACCAGAUUCCGCACUUGACUCUUUCUUCCAGCAUUGGGAAUGGAAUGAAGUACACCUCCAAGUUUUUAUGUGGGAAAUCUGAAACCAUGCAGUCUUUGCUGGACUACUUGUUAGGGCUUAAGCAAAACGGCCAGGAACUUAUGAUUAAUUCGACUUUGAAUACGGUUGGGAAGCUCAAGACAGCACUACUUAGAGCUUCCGACGUCGUUUCUGCCCUGUCAAAAGACACCCCAUUUCAGAAUUUCGAGCCGAAAUUGAAAGAAUUGGGUUUUGAGAAGGGAUGGGGGGACACUGCCGAGAGAGCAAAGGAGACGAUGAACCUUCUGGCGGAGGUCAUCCAAGCGCCGGAGUCCGGAAAAAUGGAGAUGCUUUUCAGUCGGAUUCCCAAGGUCUUUAACAUCGUGAUCUUCUCCCCUCAUGGGUUUUUCGGGCAGUCUGAUGUCCUCGGACUGCCGGAUACUGGCGGCCAGGUGGUUUACAUUUUGGAUCAAGUAAGAGCUCUGGAGGAGGAAUUACUGCUCAGAAUUAAACAGCAGGGUCUUGGAGUCAAGCCUCAGAUCGUCGUGGUGACGCGACUUAUACCGGAGUCCAGAGGGACCAAGUGCAACCAGGAGGUGGAAGCCAUCAUCGGAACCAAGCAUUCCCACAUUCUUAGGGUUCCUUUCGUCACUCCGAAUGGGUAUAUCCUUCGCCAAUGGGUUUCCCGAUUCGAUGUUUACCCAUACCUUGAGAAAUUCGCCGAGAAUGCCGCUGCUAAGAUUCUUCAACACAUGGAAUGCAAACCGGACCUUGUGAUCGGAAACUACACCGACGGAAACUUGGUUGCGUCCGUCGUCGCCGGAAAACUUGGUGUUACUCAGGCGACAAUUGCACAUGCUCUGGAAAAGACCAAGUACCAAGAUUCCGAUGCCAAAUGGAAGGAAUUCGACAACAAAUACCAUUUUUCGUGUCAAUUCACAGCUGACUUAAUCGCCAUGAACGCCGCCGAUUUCAUCAUCACCAGCACCUAUCAAGAAAUUGCUGGAAGCAAGGAGAAGCCAGGGCAGUAUGAAAGUCAUAUGGCGUUUACCAUGCCGGGACUCUGCCGGAUUGCGUCGGGUGUCAAUAUCUUUGAUCCCAAGUUCAACAUUGUGGCCCCUGGAGCUGAUCAAUCUGUCUACUUCCCCUAUUCGGAGACACUGAGGCGCUACACCACUUUCCAUCCUGCCAUUGAAGAAUUACUCUACAAUAACGUAGACAACAACGAACACUAUGGGUCUCUUGCUAAGAGGAAGAAACCCAUUAUCUUCUCCAUGGCGAGGCUGGACACAGUGAAAAACAUUACGGGGCUAGUGGAGUGGUAUGGGAAGAACAAGAAGCUAAGAGAUUUGGUAAAUCUUGUUGUUGUAGCUGGAUUUUUUGAUCCAUCCAAGUCGAAUGAUAGAGAAGAAACGGCGGAGAUUAAGAAGAUGCAUGGUUUGAUUGAGAAAUACCAGCUGAAGGGGCAGAUUAGAUGGAUUGCAGCUCAAAGUGACAGGUAUCGCAAUGCAGAGCUGUAUAGGUGCAUUGCGGAUACAAAGGGAGCUUUUGUGCAGCCUGCAUUGUAUGAGGCAUUUGGUCUAACUGUGAUUGAGGCUAUGAACUGUGGAUUGCCCACCUUUGCCACCAAUAAAGGAGGCCCAGCAGAGAUCAUUGUGGAUGGGGUCUCGGGGUUCCAUAUUGAUCCUAACAAUGGAGAGGAAUCUGCCAACAGGAUUGCUGAUUUCUUUGACAAGUGUAACAGGGAUCCUCAAUAUUGGAGCACUGUCUCAGCUGCAGGACUCCAACGUAUCAAUGAAUGCUAUACAUGGAAGAUCUAUGCAAACAGAUUGGUGACCAUGGGGUCGAUCUAUGACUUUUGGAGGCAGAUGAACAAGGAUCAGAAACUAGCUAAGCAGCGGUACAUUCAAUUGCUGUACAGCCUCCAAUUUAAGAAGUUGGCGCGUACUGUGCCUAUCCCAGUUGAGCAACAACCCGGUGAAUCAACUCCAAAACCACCACCGGCAGCACCUGUAGCUCAGCCACAAUCAACUGUAUCACCUCCACCUUCCGUAUCCAAGCCACCACCUCCUGUAGCCCAGCCAUCACCUGCCCCACCUAAAGCUCUGCCUCCACCCCAUCAACCAUCACUACAUCCAUCACCUCCAACAAAGCCCCUAAAGAUCGAAGGCAGUGAGCAGCAGCAACAGAAUGGCUCCUCCUCGCAAAUUAGCGAUGGUGCGAGCUGUACUUUUAUGUGCUGGUGCCUUAUAUUUACUUUCCUUUUGAUCGCUUAUUUCAUCUUGAAGAAGUUGUUUUGGGGGUAAUGCUGAAUUGAUGCAUGAAAACGAACCUGCGAAAUUUCAUUCAUCAAUCAGUUAUUGAUCUGCUGUAUAUAUGAUGUUGUUUAAUGUUGUAUUACAACAUAUGAACCACUACUAUUAUUUUUACCUACAAAAAAGAAUAAAAGAAAUCAGAACUA
Molecule: messenger RNA, 2981 nt
Organism: Rubroshorea leprosula
Lineage: Eukaryota; Viridiplantae; Streptophyta; Magnoliopsida; Malvales; Dipterocarpaceae
Source: the annotation of a GenBank genome assembly